Molecule: messenger RNA, 2108 nt
Organism: Centruroides sculpturatus (bark scorpion)
Lineage: Eukaryota; Metazoa; Arthropoda; Arachnida; Scorpiones; Buthidae
Exons: 17
Coding region: 52-2064 (670 amino acids)
Biological process (GO): proteolysis
Molecular function (GO): metalloendopeptidase activity; zinc ion binding
Source: RefSeq, a predicted model, not a curated record
AUUCACUUAUGAAGACUCAAGUGUGGUGCGUUAUUGAUAACUCGAAUACAAAUGUUACUCUUAUUUGCCUUGCUCGCGGUGACUUUUGCCAGACACGUCGACUUUCCUUCCAAAGCUUUACAAAAUCCUAACCUUUUCGAAGGAGACAUUGUAGGAAUCGAAGACAAUAACGAAAGAAAUGCCGUAAGGGAUCUUUCACUACGCUGGAAAGGCGGGAUAGUGUAUUAUUCUAUAGAUCCAGAUUUAGAAAAUAUAACUGAUUUGAUAACAGAAGCAAUGAAUCACAUAAAUAAUGCAACAGGAGGAUGCAUCACUUUCAAACAAAGACAAUAUGAACCAGAUUAUAUCUUAUUCAUUAAAGAAGAAGGUUGUAAUUCAUAUAUUGGUCGAGUUAAAGGUGAACAAUAUCUGUCUCUCGGAGAAGGAUGUGAAUACGUAGGUACUAUUGUGCAUGAAAUUGUUCACGCGCUUGGCUUCUAUCACGAACAUAUGCGGCCUGAUAGAGACAAUUAUCUAAUUAUUUAUUGGGACAACAUAGAUGAAGAUUAUUUAGAUCAAUUUGAAACUAUUGAUCCAAAUUUAAUUACUAUUUAUAAUGAUUUCGAUUACAAAUCCGUCAUGAUUUAUGAGAAUUAUGAUGCUUCUAAGGAUGGUAACUCUGUGGCUAUGGAAGCUAAAUCAGGAGUUAAGUUGGGGCCACCAGACUUACGUUUUUCUACGAUCGACCUUCCAUCCAAGACUUUACAAAAUCCUCAUCUUUUCCAAGGAGACAUUAUCGGAAUUCGGAACAGAAAUGUGAGAAAUGCUGUAAGGGAUCUUUCACUUCGCUGGAAAGGAGGAAUAGUGUAUUAUACUAUCCACCCAUCUUUAGAAAAUAUAACGCAUUUGAUAACAAAAGCAAUGAAUCACAUAAAUAAUGCAACAGGAGGUUGCAUCACUUGCAAACAAAGACAAUAUGAACCAGAUUAUAUCUUAUUCAUUAAGGGAGACGGUUGUAAUUCACAUGUUGGUCGAGUUAAAGGUGAACAACAUCUAUCUCUCGGAGAAGGAUGUGAAUCCAUAGUUAUUAUUCUGCAUGAAAUUUGUCACGCGCUUGGAUUCCAUCACGAACAUAGUCGACCUGAUAGGGACAAUUAUCUCUUUAUUCAUUGGGACAACAUAGAUGAAGAUUAUUUAGAUCAAUUUGAAAUUAUUGAUCCGAAUUUAAUUACUAUUUAUAAUGAUUUCGAUCCCGAAUCCAUCAUGAUUUAUGAGAAUUAUGAUGCUUCUAAGGAUGGUAACUCUGUGGCUAUGGAAGCUAAAUCAGGAAGAAGAAUAAAGUGUGCAGCAUUACUAAUAACUCCAGAAAUGUUGCUCUUAUUUACUUUAUUUACAGUGACGUUCGCCAGAUACGUCGACCUUCCAUCCAAAGCUUUACAAAAUCCUGAUCUUUUCCAAGGAGACAUUAUCGGAAUUGAAGACAAUGAUGUGAGAAAUGCCGUAACGGAUCUUUCACUUCGCUGGAAGGGCGGGAUAGUGUAUUAUACUAUCGACCCAAGUUUAAGAACUCUAAAGCCUUUAAUCAAAAAAGCAAUGAAGCACAUAAAUAAUGCAACAGAAGGAUGCAUCACUUUCAAAGAAAGAAAUAGAGAACGAGAUUACGUUAGAUUCAUUAGAGAAUCCGGCUGUUACUCCAAUCUUGGUCGAAAGGGUGGUAAACAAUAUCUAUCUCUCGGAGAAGGAUGUGAAUACAUAGGCACUGUUGUGCAUGAAAUUUUGCACACACUCGGCUUCUAUCACGAACAGAAUCGACCGGAUAGAGACGAUCACCUUAUUGUUCAUUGGGAUAAUAUAGAUAAAAAAGCUCUGCUUCAAUUUGAAAUCUUUAAUCGGAGAAAGCUUACUAUUUAUAACGAUUUUGAUCUCCACUCUAUCAUGAUGUAUGGAAAUUAUGCAUUUUCUAAGAAUGGGAAGUCGAUGACCAUGGAAGCGAAAUCAGGAGUAAGGUUGCUUGAUCCAUACCAGAAGAUUGGUUUAACUUCUAGCGAUGUUUACAGAAUUAAAGAGUUGUACGAGUGUGUAUGAAACAAAAUACUUGAAAUUGUAACAUUAUAAUCUAUCAUGAAAUA